This is a messenger RNA of Paracoccidioides brasiliensis Pb18, 384 nucleotides long. RefSeq lists its product as uncharacterized. The coding region runs from base 1 to 384 and encodes 127 amino acids. The record is from RefSeq and is a predicted model, not a curated record. The transcript has 5 exons.
AUGUCAGCCUCUAUAGCUCCAGAAUGCAACAACGUCAAAGAGAAAUAUGAAACAUGCUUCUUGAAGUGGUAUAGCGAAAAGUAUCUCCGUGGAAACACUACCGACAAGGACUGUACGAAAGUCUUUGAGGAAUACCAAAAAUGCCUUUCGAAAACUCUUAAAGAACGAGGACUGGACGGGAUGGUGGAAGAAGCUCGCAAUAGCAGCAAGGAGAGCGAUGCUGAGUUUCUGAAAAGGAAUCCUUGGUGGGUUGUUAGGAGGAGGGGUUGGGGAGGUUCGGAACUAUGGGGUGGCAAAACGAAAACCAAUGUGUUGGGAGGAGACGGAGGCCACGACGGAAAUACAGAACGCGAAACACGUGAAGACGAUGAAGAUGAUCCAUAA